ACCACUUAAAACAGAAGUCCACAGCCAGAAUCUGGUGCAUACUUCGAGAAACCGUCGACGCCAACGUACCACGGAGAGCGCGUAUAGUUACCAUCGCCAUGGAUGACUUAAACAAGGAUCAAAUUGCUCUGCUGAAGAAAGCCUUCGAUGCUUUCGAUCACGAAAAGAAGGGCUGUAUCGGCACCACUAUGGUGGGCACAAUCUUAACCAUGCUGGGUCACGAGCUCAGCGAUAGUACGUUGCAGGAAAUCAUUAAAGAAGUAGAUGAGGAUGGCUCUGGUGAACUCGAGUUCGAAGAAUUCUGCAUAUUGGCAGCUAGAUUCUUAGUUGAAGAGGACCAAGAAGCGAUGCAACAAGAGCUACGCGAGGCAUUCCGAUUGUACGACAAAGAAGGCAACGGCUAUAUAACCACUGACGUGUUUCGUGAUAUUCUUCACGAACUCGAUGACAAACUGUCACCGGAGGAACUCGAUCUGAUGAUUGAGGAAAUCGACGCUGAUGGCUCAGGAACACUUGACUUUGACGAGUUCAUGGAAGUCAUGACGGGAGGAGACGACUAAGGCAAAGAGCGAAUCUGAUAAUGAAGAUGGGCGCUCGAAGGCCGGGGUUAGCCGCGCAAUUGGCAAACGCUCAUCAAAGAAGAGAGAGAGAGAGAGAGCGCGCGCGUCCCUUCUUCAUCAUCUGCAUCACCACGCUCUGUAAACUACUAAACUACGGCCGAGCGGAAAAUUGGACGUUUACGAUCAUUCGUGAUAUCGUUGGCUGACGGUCGGCAGCUUUCAUCAUGCAAGAUGAAGACCGCAGCAUUUUCCAACGCCUUCAAUCGACGCCAGGAGCAGUGAAAAUGAAAUCCGAGUGCCUCGAUAAAUCGGAAUGACCUUCAUUCAAAUAAAGUAGCAUUGCACAUUUCUUCAUCACGAUAAAACGGAUACACGUGCGGAAUUUCAAAACGAUUAUUUCUAAUCGUGAAUUACGAUGCGAGAAAAGUUGUAAUUUUCUGCUAUAUCAUCGGGAUUUCGUUAGGAAGUUCGCGGGUGAAAGUAUUGAAACGCUCAUAAUUAUGUAAAUUGUACACAAAUAAUUAUUAUGUUUCACGUGCAUGCGUAGAUAAUGAAUGUUCCUUUACGCGCGUGAAUGCACUGCGCCUGAAGGAUAUUAACCAGUGCGCGAAGUAGCGCAGCACGUUCAAGUACGCAAGGCGCUACUUUCCUCGUCUAAUUUUUUUACAUCGACAUAUAUGUAUUGCAUCACUGUGACACGUCUCAUAAUUUUUAAAUAAAUACAAAACUAAUCCAAGA
Molecule: messenger RNA, 1298 nt
Organism: Linepithema humile (Argentine ant)
Lineage: Eukaryota; Metazoa; Arthropoda; Insecta; Hymenoptera; Formicidae
Gene: TpnC41C
Product: Troponin C at 41C
Cellular component (GO): myosin II complex
Molecular function (GO): calcium ion binding
Source: RefSeq, a predicted model, not a curated record